AUGAAGAGAUUGUAUGAAUCCGAGAGUGAAUUAGUUUUGGAGACAUUCACUCACAAAAGGAAAAAGUAUAAGAAACGAAAGACUAAGUAUUGGCACCAGAGAUACGAUCUGUUCUCGCGUUUCGAUGAAGGAAUUCGUAUGGACUCCGAGUCCUGGUAUUCGGUGACACCGGAGCGCAUCGCCCAACACAUCGCCCAACGAUUUUCGCUCAAUAAUCACAACUACAUUAUAAUCCCCGAAAUUUGCCCCGAAAUAUAG
Messenger RNA from Oppiella nova, 258 nucleotides. Lineage: Eukaryota; Metazoa; Arthropoda; Arachnida; Sarcoptiformes; Oppiidae. The record is from the annotation of a GenBank genome assembly.